Molecule: messenger RNA, 1634 nt
Organism: Microstroma glucosiphilum
Lineage: Eukaryota; Fungi; Basidiomycota; Exobasidiomycetes; Microstromatales; Microstromataceae
Product: tubulin-domain-containing protein
Exons: 8
Coding region: 103-1446 (447 amino acids)
Biological process (GO): mitotic cell cycle; microtubule cytoskeleton organization
Cellular component (GO): microtubule; cytoplasm
Molecular function (GO): GTP binding; GTPase activity; structural constituent of cytoskeleton
Source: RefSeq, a predicted model, not a curated record
CAGGAUUAGCCUCUGUCCACGCGAUUCCCUCGACUGAUAUACCCUACAAUUCGCAUUCUUGGCUCUCUCCCUUUUAGAGCUCAUUGACACAGACCUUUGAACAUGAGAGAGAUUGUACACCUCCAGACCGGACAGUGCGGUAACCAGGUCGGCUCGAAGUUCUGGGAGACUCUCUCGGACGAGCACGGUCUCGACGGCACCGGCGCCUACAUAGGCAGCAAUGCCGACGUUCAGCUAGACCGCAUCAAGGUCUACUACAAUGAAGCCGCUGAGCGCAAGUAUGUUCCUCGCGCUGUACUAGUUGACUUGGAGCCUGGUACAAUGGAUACCAUCAAGGCCAGUGGACAUGGAGGACUCUUCAGGCCUGACAACUUUGUCUUUGGUCAGAGUGGAGCAGGAAACAACUGGGCAAAGGGUCACUACACUGAGGGUGCCGAGCUCGUCGAUCAGGUCUUGGAAGUCGUACGCAAGGAAGCCGAAAGCUGUGAGAUGCUUCAGGGGUUCCAAAUCACCCACUCCCUCGGUGGUGGAACCGGAUCGGGAAUGGGCACCUUGCUCAUCUCCAAGAUCAGGGAGGAGUACCCCGAUCGGAUGAUGUCCACCUACUCCGUUCUUCCUUCGCCCAAGGUCUCGGAUACUGUCGUGGAACCAUACAAUGCCACACUCUCUAUCCACCAGCUCGUCGAGAAUGCCGACCAGACCUUCUGCAUCGACAACGAGGCCCUCUACGCAAUCUGCCACCGAACCCUCAAGAUCAAUACGCCAAAGUACGGCGAUCUGAACCACCUCGUUUCGAUGGUCAUGUCAGGUGUCACGACUUGCCUGCGCUUCCCUGGUCAGCUUAACUCGGAUCUUAGGAAGUUGGCCGUCAACAUGGUCCCCUUCCCUCGUCUGCACUUCUUCAUGGUGGGCUUUGCUCCCCUGACUGCCCGAGGCUCGCAACAGUACCGCAACGUCUCUGUGCCCGAGCUUACCCAGCAGAUGUUCGACGCCAAGAACAUGAUGGCCGACUGUGACCCUCGCUCUGGACGCUACCUGACGGUUGCGGCCUACUUCCGAGGCAAAGUCUCGAUGAAGGAAGUCGAGGAGCAGAUGCAGCUGAUCCAGACGAAGCAGGCUCCUUACUUUGUCGAGUGGAUCCCCAACAAUUGCCUGCAGGCGCACUGUGAGGUGCCACCGCGGGGCAUGAAGAUGGCUGCUACGUUCAUUGCAAACACCACUGCAAUUCAGGCGGUCUUCAAGAGGGUCCACACGCAGUUCCACUCCAUGUUCAGGAGGAAGGCCUUCUUGCACUGGUACACUGGUGAAGGAAUGGACGAGAUGGAAUUCACCGAGGCCGAGAGCAACUUGCAGGACCUGAUGGCCGAAUACCAGCAGUACGAGCAGGCCACUCUGGACGAGGACGAAGAGGGCGUCUAUGAGGGAGAAGAGGUGCUGGAGGAGUAGAGGUCAGGGGUAAAAGAGGGUGUUGCGCUCGGUACGCGCUUGAAACAGUAGCCAGUUGCCUGCCCAGGGCUGUAGGGCUGUCUAUGCAUUGUAAGAUGCGCAGCAAUGCUGCCCUGGCCCUCUGAUUCCUAACGUCGUAGAUUUCUGUGGUUUCGUAUCGCUCUGAAUGAAUAUCUCUUUGAAUCGUG